Molecule: messenger RNA, 1959 nt
Organism: Habropoda laboriosa
Lineage: Eukaryota; Metazoa; Arthropoda; Insecta; Hymenoptera; Apidae
Gene: scaf
Product: coagulation factor XII
Exons: 9
Coding region: 1-1959 (652 amino acids)
Biological process (GO): proteolysis
Molecular function (GO): serine-type endopeptidase activity
Source: RefSeq, a predicted model, not a curated record
AUGCUUGUCGAAUUAUUGAUAUUAGUUACAACUAUUUUUUCGACAAAUGGAUCUCCCGCCGCAGAUUAUUCUCAGGCUCAUUACACGGAAUUUCAAAAUGUCGAACAAACAGCUGUAUUUCCAAGUCCAGAAGAACAGCAAGUGUUAUUCGAACCUCCUCAAGAUCAGCUAGCGUUAGUCGAACCCCCUCAAGAUCAGCUAGCGUUAGUCGAACCCCCUCAAGAUCAGCUAGUGUUCUUUCAUACUCCCAAAGAACAGAAAGUGGCAUUCCACGAUGACGAGCAUCAAAUCAAUGGAGAGUCAGUCAAUGAAGAUUAUUUCCCUUCUGGUAAUUCAGAAGCCUCGGAACAAACUGGUUUUACAAUUAGCUGCACCGGAGAGAACAGACUAUGCGUCGAUAAAAAUGACUGCCUAAAUGGUUAUAUUCGCUUUGACAAAAGUGCCGCUUAUUCUUCAUUUGCUAAGGUUCAACAGUGUCGAGUUCAGAAUCAAGUUUGUUGCACAAUUGAUACGUCCGAAGGCAGUGCAAAACAAGAUGAUAACAAUAUAGUCUUUCAAGAUGAUCAGUCAGCUAUAAAGAGUAGCGGGGUUGCAGUACCCAGUGACAAUUCUGGACAAGAUAUUGGGUCUUCCUCGCUAACCGACUUUGAAACCGCGAUACCUAUGCAGCUUGGCUGUGCAGCAGCUCUUCUUUGCGUUGAAGAACAAUUUUGUACCAUGGACGGUACGAUUAGUCCACAGCCUGUUGCGUUAUCGAGUAAACAAAUCCUCCGACGUGUACCACUGAGCACUUGCAAAAAUCCAAAAAAUGAAAUAAUUGGGAAAUGUUGCCGAGAUCCAAAUUACGUUGAUCCUUGGCCAACAAACAAUCUUCCAGAAAAUUAUAGUGGUGGAUUUGACGAAAAAGGUUUCCCAACGUUUCUGAAUCUUGCUAAGGUAAAACCUCCUAUAAAAACAAUUUCAAACUCUCAGCCUGCACAACAGCAGGAAACAAAACCAGAGCCCACGUUGGUACCAGAAAAUUCGAAUGUUUUUACAAAAACCUUAAUACCCCCAAGUGAUGAUAGGCGUGUGAGAAAUAAUUUGAAUGUACAAGUAUCAAAAUUGAAAUGCGGUGUUAGAAAUAAGGUUUUGGAACAAUCAAAAAUAGAAGAAUCAGUAACAUCUUUUGCUGAAAUUCCGUGGCAAGCAAUGGUUUUGCAUUUAGCAGAAAGAAAAAUUCUCUGUUCCGGUGCUCUAGUUGGUACUGAACAUGUAUUAACAGCAGCUAACUGUGUUGAAAGCCUUUCACCAAGUGAUAUUUCAAUAAAGUUGGGUGAAUGGAAAUUGGGAUACGAAUUACAGCACGAGGAACCACUACCUUUUGAAAUCAUUAACGUAUCGUCCAUCAGUCUACAUCCUGGUUAUACGCGAGGACUUGGAGAACAUGACCUCGCGAUAUUGCAUCUUGAAAGAGCAGCAACCCUCAAUGUUCAUGUAAAUCCUAUUUGUUUACCCGAAAUAAAUGAAUUAGUACAAAACAAUAGACAAUGCAUCGCUACUGGAUGGGGAAAGUCCAUUCUUCAAGCACAUUAUGCUGGUGCAAUUAUGCAUGCAGUUAGUAUGAAAGUGUUGUCAACAGAACAUUGCACUGAACAAUUACUAAGAGUGAACUCUGAAGUAAAUGCUGCAAAUGGAAUUAUCUGUGCUACAACUAAGGAAGAAAAGAAUAAUGUUUGUGAAACAGAUGUUGGUGGGCCUCUUGCUUGUCAAAAUAAAAAUGGCUUCUAUGAAUUGGCUGGAAUUUAUAGUCAAGACACAGGAUGCCUUCCAUCAAAUGAAGUUGCCAUUUUUGCUCCAUUAGAUGAAAAGUGGUUAAAGAAUACCAUGCUUCAGACUACAUCUGAAGGAAGUAGAAUAAAUGUCAAUUACAGAAAGAGUUCUCUGUCCACGGAUAAUCAAUACUUACCUCCAAAUUGA